Molecule: messenger RNA, 2934 nt
Organism: Oikopleura dioica
Lineage: Eukaryota; Metazoa; Chordata; Appendicularia; Copelata; Oikopleuridae
Source: the annotation of a GenBank genome assembly
AUGCUAAGGGCGGGUCGGGCAUUAUCUCGUCGUCUGACGUCGAAUCUUCAAGGAUUCCAUGUCGUGAACCAAUUCGAAGUAGACGAUUUGAAAUUGAAAGUUACCGAGCGAUUGCACCAAGAAAGUGAAGCCAAAUGGACGCACAUUGAUAAACAGGGCGAAACGGAGAAAGUCUUUAACAUUUGCUUCCGCACCGUUCCUUUUACCGACAACGGUGUUGCCCACAUUCUAGAGCACCUUGUUCUGUGUGGAUCAAAGAACUUUCCCGUCCGGGAUCCAUUUUUCAAAAUGAUCAACCGCUCGCUUAACUCCUUCAUGAAUGCAAUGACUGGAACCGAUUACACGAUGUAUCCAUUUCAAACGUCAAACGAGCAGGACUUUCAAAACCUUCUUGCCGUUUAUCUUGACGCUGUCUUCCAACCUCAAUUAAGAUACAUUGAUUUUAAUCAGGAGGCAUGGCGGCUGGGCGAAGGAGAUGACGGAUCUGAUGAUCCAGAAAAACUUAUUCUGAAAGGCGUCGUGUUCAAUGAAAUGAAAGGUGCAAUGGCAGAUCGUGAUCAGCUAUUUUUCCGCCGUUUUAUUGCCGCUAUGUGUCCGUCUGGUACCUAUCAAUACAAUUCUGGAGGUGAACCGAUGUCCAUUCCAUCGCUUACAUACGAAGAAUUGAAGAAAUUCCACGCAGAUCACUACAGUCCUGCCAAUGCUCAUAUCAUCACCUUUGGCGAUGUUGUGCUCGAAGAUACCGCUGCCCACAUGAAUAAGACCCUUACUUCAGUCCCUAAAGGUGCCCCCGCCAAGGAAAUCCUCAAAGAAUCGAGCUUCCCCAGUGCCCGAGAGACGACCUGGUAUGGGCCUUGGAAUGAGUCCGCAAACGACGUAACAAAGCAAUCUACGGCCGCAGUAGGAUUUGGCAUUUGCGACCGGAAUGACACAUGGAUGAACUUCAUCGGGCAGAUUCUUGGCUCUCUUCUUUCCGAUGGCCCGAGCAGCCCACUUUACAAAGAGCUGAUUGAAUCGGGACUCGGAUCAGAGUAUUCUCCUGGAACAGGCUUCUGGAUGUAUUUAAAAGACUCUAUCUUCGCUGCAGGACUUCAGGAUGUAGCGGAAGCGGAUCUUGACGCUGUUCAUGAACUAGUAUUUUCCGGACUGCGACGAGCCCAACAGGAAGGCUUUCCACAAGACAGGAUCGAUGCGAUUCUUCACCAGAUUGAGCUUUCCACUCGUCAUCAGACCCCGAAAUUCGGAUUAAAUCUUACAUUCGGAGUUCAUCCGGGACUUCUCCACGGAGCGGAUAUGAAAGAUUCCCUUGAAACUUUAUCUUACGUCAAAAGGCUGAAAGAAGAACUCGCGAAGAAUCCCUCAUACCUAAUUGACUUCAUCGAACCUUUGUUUUUCAAAAAUCAGCACGUUAACAAGGUCAAGAUGAUUGCACAAAAAGAAUACGAAGAUAUUCAAACAAAGAUGGAAGAAGAUCUUACAGAAGAAAAAGUCUCAAAAUUGUCGAAAAAGGAAAAACUCGAGUUACUGGACUUAGAAAUGGAACUUGAAGAAGAGCAGCUAGCCACACCGAACGUUGACUGUCUGCCGACACUGUCAGUUUCAGACAUUCCUCAAGAAAAGACCUCUUUCGUACCAUCCCAAACGGGAGAAAACACUCACUGGCUGCAGACUUCAGGAUCCGGAAUGACGUACUUGCGCGGAAUGGUUGAGCUCGAUGGCUUGUCUCAAAGGGAAAUUGAGCUAUUGCCACUGUAUGAGUCUGUUUUAACUAGAAUUGGACGAGGAGAAUACGAUUACAGACAGAUUGGAAUCGCUCAGAACUUGAUUUCUGGUGGCUUCAGUGUCAAAACUGGUAUUCUUACUGACCGUGAUAAUGUUGAUAUUGCCAGACCAACACUUGACUUUUACACCUACGGACUUGAUGAAAAACUGGACGAAAUCAUUCCAAUUUUCAAAACUCUUCUGGACGCAAACGGACCAGAUUUCAACCCAGAGCGCAUCAAGACUGUCCUCAACGAAGCAUACUCUAAUGCAAAUGGCGGCAUUGUUGGUGUCGGACAUCAGUAUUCAAUGCAGUAUUCACAUUCGAAUGUAACGGCGUAUGGCAAAUUGAAUGAGACCUUGUCUGGUCUUACAGCCAUCAAAACGAUGAAGAAAGCAGUCGAAGAAAAUGAUUUCGACAGCUUGUCAAAUGAGCUAAAACAGCUUCAUGCUAAAAUUUGCUCGAAACAUCUCAAGACGUUGGUACAUUCUGAUUCCGACAAAACGAGCAAACUUGAUUCACUCUUUGACGCCAGUAGAUCCGGAAAAGCAGCUCUUGUUCCAGAAGCCGCAACAUUCGAAUCAUUGAGCAAAUCUACAUGGAAUCUUGGUUUCCCGAUCAAUUUCGUGUCCCGAGCAAUUUCAACUGUUCACGACUCUCAUCCAGAUGUUGCCUCCCUGCGAGUGCUUUCGGCAAUGAUGGGAUCCAAAUAUCUUCUCCGUGAAAUUCGCGAGUUCGGCGGCGCUUACGGAGCAGGAGCUAAUCAUACUGGCGGUGCUUUCAGAUUCUUCAGCUACAGAGAUCCUUCCGGUUUGCGUACUCUAGCUAAAUACUCUGACGCAGUCGAAUGGGUCGAGAAACAGCAGUGGACGGAAAGAGAUGUUAAUGAAGCAAUUUUGAAGGUCUUUCAGGGAGUAGACGCGCCAAUCGCUCACAGCAGCCGAGGCGUCGGAAUUUGGAAAAAUUAUCUUUCGGUUGACGACAUUGCUAAAAGAAGACAUGAGCUUCUCAGCGUGACUGGCUCUGAUUUACUUCGUGUUAACGAAAAAUACCUUGUGAAUCCAAAGAUCCGAUCGGACACCAUCAUCGGCCCUCAAGAAGCUCUCCUCCGACAAGAAGCUGACAACCCAAUGCAGUCACAGACGCAAGCCUGGCAACAAUUGAGAUUGUAG